Molecule: messenger RNA, 7564 nt
Organism: Mus pahari (shrew mouse)
Lineage: Eukaryota; Metazoa; Chordata; Mammalia; Rodentia; Muridae
Gene: Mical2
Product: microtubule associated monooxygenase, calponin and LIM domain containing 2
Exons: 26
Coding region: 504-4067 (1187 amino acids)
Molecular function (GO): protein binding; FAD binding
Source: RefSeq, a predicted model, not a curated record
CGGCUCAGCCAGCGCCGGGCCGCCUCGCUAGCUCCGGGCUCGGCAGGCGGCCCGCGGGGUCCCGGAUUCCUGCGCCCUCAGACAGAGGACAAGCAAGGCAGGUGCUGACCUGAGGCCCGGAGGCCCGCGAGACCUUCGAUCUCCACCUCUCUGUGGCUGCCUGGAUACCUCGUGGCUCUAGCACUCCUCCUGUAGCUUGCCUACAUUACUCCCGGGGCGUAGAAAUGUUACAGCAGAACCUUUCCUGGGCAACGGGGCAUUCCCAGAGCUCACGUCCUUUCUCGGCUGUCUGCAGGAGCUGAACAGUAGGGAGCUAGUCAGUUGUUGCUGGCCCCUGCACCGCUAGAGCCACAGGUCAAGGCGAAGAAAUGUGGACAUAGUGGCUCCUGACCCCAGAAACGGACCGGGAGGUUCCUGUUUGCCUGUGGUGUGAUACUCACCCAGCCCUUUAUGCUGACUCCUGCUGACCCCUCCACACCACUGUCCCACAGAGCUCCCGAACCAUGGGAGAGAAUGAAGAUGAGAAGCAGGCACAGGCCAGCCAGGUCUUUGAGAACUUUGUGCAAGCUACCACGUGCAAAGGGACCCUCCAGGCCUUCAACAUCCUCACCUGCCUCCUGGACCUAGAUCCGCUGGACCAUAGGAGCUUCUACUCCCAGCUCAAGUCCAAGGUGAACACCUGGAAGGCCAAAGCCCUGUGGCACAAACUGGAUAAGCGCGGCUCCCACAAGGAGUACAAGCGAGGAAAAGCCUGCUCAAACACUAAGUGUCUCAUCGUUGGAGGAGGACCAUGUGGCUUGCGCACUGCCAUUGAACUUGCCUACCUGGGAGCCAAAGUGGUUGUGGUGGAGAAGAGGGACACCUUCUCCAGGAACAAUGUGCUGCACCUCUGGCCCUUCACUAUCCACGACCUGCGGGGCCUGGGGGCCAAGAAGUUCUAUGGGAAAUUCUGUGCUGGCUCCAUCGACCACAUCAGUAUCCGACAACUGCAGCUCAUCCUCUUCAAGGUGGCCCUGAUGCUGGGAGUGGAAGUCCAUGUGAACGUGGAAUUUGUGAGGGUGCUGGAGCCUCCUGAAGACCAAGAGAAUCAAAAAGUUGGAUGGCGGGCAGAAUUCCUUCCUGCAGACCACGCCCUGUCUGACUUUGAGUUUGAUGUCAUCAUCGGUGCUGAUGGCCACAGGAACACGCUAGAAGGCUUCAGGAGGAAAGAGUUCCGAGGGAAGCUGGCCAUCGCCAUCACAGCCAACUUCAUAAACAGGAACAGCACAGCUGAGGCCAAGGUGGAGGAGAUCAGUGGUGUGGCCUUCAUCUUCAACCAGAAGUUCUUCCAGGACCUGAAGGAAGAAACGGGGAUUGAUCUCGAGAACAUUGUUUACUACAAGGACAGUACCCACUACUUUGUCAUGACAGCCAAGAAGCAGAGCCUGCUGGACAAAGGUGUCAUCCUUAAUGACUACAUUGACACAGAGAUGCUGCUGUGUUCGGAGAAUGUGAACCAGGACAACCUGCUCUCCUACGCCAGAGAAGCCGCUGACUUUGCCACCAAUUACCAGCUGCCGUCCUUAGACUUUGCCAUAAAUCACAACGGGCAGCCUGACGUGGCCAUGUUCGACUUCACCUCCAUGUAUGCCUCAGAGAACGCAGCCCUGAUGCGUGAGCGCCAGGCACACCAGCUGCUCGUGGCUCUUGUGGGCGACAGCCUGCUGGAGCCAUUUUGGCCCAUGGGCACAGGCUGCGCCCGAGGCUUCCUGGCAGCCUUUGACACGGCAUGGAUGGUGAAGAGCUGGGACCAGGGCACCCCUCCCCUGGAGGUGUUAGCAGAAAGAGAGAGUCUUUACCGGCUGUUACCUCAGACAACCCCAGAGAACAUCAACAAAAACUUUGAGCAGUACACGUUGGACCCAGCCACGCGGUACCCAAACCUCAACCUGCACUGCGUCAGGCCUCACCAGGUGAAGCAUUUGUACAUCACUAAAGAGAUGGACCGCUUCCCUCUCGAGAGAUGGGGCUCCGUGAGGAGAUCUGUCAGCCUCUCCAGGCGCGAGUCAGACAUCCGGCCUAACAAGCUCUUAACCUGGUGCCAGCAGCAGACCAAGGGUUACCAGCAUGUCAGAGUCACCGACCUGACCACAUCCUGGCGCAGCGGCUUGGCCCUGUGUGCCAUCAUCCACAGCUUCCGGCCAGAGCUGAUCAACUUUGACUCGCUGAAUGAAGAUGACGCUGUGGAGAACAACCAACUGGCAUUUGAUGUGGCCAAGCGUGAGUUUGGGAUCCUGCCUGUGACCACAGGCAAAGAGAUGGCGUCUACCCAGGAGCCGGACAAGCUCAGCAUGGUCAUGUACCUCUCCAAGUUCUAUGAGCUCUUCCGGGGCACUCCACUGAGACCCAUGGAUUCCUGGCGUAAAAACUAUGGAGAAAAUGCUGACUUUGGCUUGGGCAAAACAUUCAUUCAGAAUAACUAUCUCAACCUCACAUUGCCCAGGAAGAGGACCCCACGGGUGGACACCCAGAUUGAAGAGAAUGACAUGAACAAGAGGAGGCGACAAGGCUUGAACAACCUGGAAGAGCUGCCAGCCUUCUCCAGCCGUAGCCUGGGCUCCAAUCAAGAGUAUGCUAAAGAAGGUGGCAAUCAGAACAAAGUCAAGCACAUGGCCAAUCAGCUGCUAGCCAAGUUUGAGGAGAAUACUCGGAACCCUUCAGUCAUGAAACAGGACUGCCGCCGGGUCUCAGGCAUAGGUAAGCCUGUCCUGUGCUCUGCCUCUCACCCUCCUGAUACCUCUCGCUGCCCCAAGUUGGAGGAGUCCACUUCCAGGCUUCCACCUCCUCUGAAAAGGCAGUUCUCCUCCACGGUGGCAACAGGACAGGUGCUCAGAGAACUCAACCAAGUACCGGCUAGUGGCGAGUGCCUCAGCAGACCCUGGAGAGCCAGGGCCAAGUCAGACCUGCAACUGGGUGGGGUUGAAAAUCUCGCCACCCUACCUCGCACCCGCCAAGGGGCACCGGCCCUGUCCGGGGUGCUGCGGCGCCUACAGCAAGUAGAAGAAAAGGUUCUUCAGAAGAGGGCCCAGAACUUGGCUAACAGGGAAUUUCACACAAAGAACAUUAAAGAGAAGGCAGCUCAUCUGGCCUCCAUGUUUGGACACGGGGAUUUACCACAGGAUAAACUCCUAUCUAAACGCGUGCCUCACGCUCAUCCUCCAUCUCCUCCCUCUUGCCUUCCGUCUCAUCAUCCAGCUGCUGCUUCCUCUCCACCCGCUGCCGACUCUGUUUCUCCUGCCAGAAAGCUGACAGUAGGGAAAGUCUCCAGCGGAAUAGGGGCUGCAGCUGAAGUUCUGGUCAAUCUGUACUUGAAUGAUCACAGACCUAAGACACAGGCCACCUCUCCAGACCUGGAAUCCCUGCGAAAGGCGCCCCCCCUGAGCCUGGGCGGCAAGGACACCUGCUACUUUUGUAAGAAGCGUGUAUACGUGAUGGAGCGGCUGAGUGUCGAGGGCCACGUUUUCCACCGAGAGUGCUUCCGAUGCAGCAUCUGCAGUGCCACCCUGCGCCAGGCUGCCUAUGCCUUUGACUGUGAUGAAGGCAAAUUUUACUGCAAGCCCCAUUUUGUUCACUGCAAAACCAGCAGCAAACAGCGGAAGAGACGGGCAGAGCUGAAUCAACAAAGAGAGGAGGAAGGAACACGGCAGGAGCAGGAAGCACCUCGGAGGGAUGUUCCCACGGAAAGCUCUUGUGCAGUGGCGGCCAUCAGCACCCCAGAAGGCAGCCCCCCAGGUAUCUCCACCUCCUUCUUUAGGAAGGCGCUCAGCUGGCCUCUCAGGCUGACGAGAGGCCUGCUCAACCUGCCCCAGAGCCUGCGUAGGUGGAUGCAGGGACUCCUGCAGGCUGCUGGCCACCACGUGCGGGACAAUGCUCACAACUACUGCUUCAUGUUUGAGCUCCUGAGCCUGGGGCUGCUGCUGCUCUGGGCUUUCUCCGAGGUCCUGGCUGCCAUGUACAGAGAGUCCGAGGAGUCUCUGGAGAGCAUCCGCAGCUGGCUGCUCAGGUUUAUCCCAGUGAAGCUGCAGUGAGGUGUGUGCUGCCCUGCAGUGCCCUAACAUUUCCAAGUGUAGACUGCAGAUGUUUGUAGUUUGCUCUGGCUCUGGCCAGCAUCUGUAACCAAUUAGCUCCAAGCCAAAGAGUCCCACAUUGGCCACUUAUGCCGGACUUUGACAGGGUUGAGCAUCUCUUCAUGGUGCUGGGGCCAGGGACAACAUGAAGGAUUUUUUUUUUUAUGUGUUUGUUUUCUAACAGCUUUGUGUUUUGUUUUGUUUUGUUUUGUUUCAAACCAAAGCGAGCCAUAUUUCUGGGUUUACAUUUCAAUUUUUAACUUUUCAUAAGCCAAAAAAGAAAGCACUAUUUUUCUACAAGUAUCAAUAUUUCUAACUGUUUCAACUGUUAUCGCUAGUUUUACAAGGCCCUUAAACUUGGCAGUGAGUUGAGAUUCAUUGCUGCCAGCAAAGUUAAUGAGCUGAGACUAGAGUCACAAAAGAGAGGGCACCCGUCAUGUGACCAGUGCCUUUUGAUUUACACAUCCAGAUGCCACCUGGUCACAGUGGGUGCUGGGUUUGUUUGUUUCAAAAACACAGAUAUGUAGAAACAUAAUGAGGUUGGCAGAAGUAAGCACAGGGGUAAAAUAAACCAAACUUGAUCAAAGCACACAGCAGGGUCUCAGUACUAUCUGUCCUCAGGGUAGGCGAGCGGUGUCUUGCUCAUACCUUAUAAAAUCAAAGAGUGGCUUAGAGGCUUUCCCUCCUGUCCACUGAAUCACAGCCAAUGACAUAGAACCACAGGGUUGCCACACUGCAAACAGAUAUUUUCCUCCCCACUAAUGGGCACAGCAGUGAAGGCCUGUUGGCACUUGACCCUGAAUGGUUGUCAAGCUAAUGCAAUGCUGAGGACAAACUAUUUCAGAUGACGUCAUUUUCCACCCCUGUUAACAGCCAACCCAGGCUGCAGGCUGAGCCACCAUGGCCCACCAUGGUUCAGCUGCCCCUCCCUGAUGUUCUUUGAACUGAGAACCUGCUGGCCUCUGGGAAGCAAAGUCCUGAUCAGUGCUGGUGGCAUCCUGGAUGCUUAGUCACAUGGCUACCUUGUAUGCGUCCCCAACACAGUUAAACCCUUUUCCCAGUGCCCCAGAAAAAUAAUAGCAUCUGGUCUUCGGGUGACUCCAAGCCCACAGUGUUUUCUGCUCUGGAACGAGCCUUCAGCUGUCCCCACCCUCUCUGUGAUGCUCAGCUUCAGCAGCAGGUUGAGCAACUGGAGGGAUGAGAAGGGCCUUCUAGGUACGUCACGUGUCUACAGUCACUGGGUACAAGACAGCUACUUAGAGCUGCUACCGCAUGCGUGCCCUCUCAAGAUUAGAAAGGUCUGGUUAAAGACCAGGCAUCUUGAAAGCUUUGACAUCAGCUUUCUGAAGGAUGGGGAAAGAAGGGUGCUUUUCUAGACUCUGUCCAGAAGUCAUGGGAAAGACAGGCAUGGCUGUGGCCAAAUCAGUGGGAACCAGCACCUCUGACCUUGUUGGAACUGUUGCCAGUGUGGUGAUGAGCACUGUACAUGCCCCGAGUGUAGCUGGGGUGUUAAUGAUCAAGAAUGAUGGGAGGAUCCCUUGAGUCCUAGUAGGUUUCAUUAUGUCGCGUGAAUUCUCGAGGUCAUGUUGUAGUGUAGCCCAGGGUGGGCUGGGAUGCUUUGUGGAAUGCUCUGGGAAGCCAGAGUGAACUCUCCAAAAAAAAGAAAAUCUCAUUUACAGCCGUACAGAGGCUGGCUUGAAUUACUCUGGUAGACAGGGUGUGUCUGACACAGGGCUGAGACGUCUGUAUAUUCUGAGUCCUUGAACCUUCCUGGUGGGCAACAGCGGGGAUAGGUCCUGGGAGGCAGAUACUCUAGAGAUGAAUUCGCCUCAAGGAUGAAUAUGAGACCCCAGAGUAAACUGGAGACAGAGGGGGCCAUGGGGGGGGCAGAAGGUCCUGGGAACAUUUGCAGACAGGAAUGGAGUUCUGUUACUAUGCAGACCCUGGGCAUCCACUCUUGGAAAUGAAGAGCCAGCCACCACCAGGAAGGUUUGUCCCUCCUAAGCAGGCAGUCCUCUGUGAGGGACAGUGGUUGCCCUGUUCCUUACCUCCAGUGUCCUUUCCCAUUGUGGUUGUAUUUGUUUUAGACCCUUGCUAAGUCCUCCUUUCUGUCUUUCUCUCUCCAAUCUCACUUUGCGGCCGCCAGUACGUUUCAGCCUUCCAGUCCUACACCCACUUCUUGGCUGACACUUCUGCUCUAAGGUGACUGAUUUUCUUGGCAACUUUCAGAGAGAGGUACUAACCCCUAACCCGCUUUCUGCACCCCAUCCUCUGCGUCCGUCGGUGGUACUGGUUGUGCUAACUGUGAGUGUCUUGCCUACUAAUGUGGACUCGCUAGAGGCGUGAAUGGUAGAGAGCAUGGGGCGGGGGUCAGCUUGAAAGCCAUGUUCUGCUUCCCCUCUCUGGAGCCCAGCCAGCAGUCUGGGUCCACAACAAGUGCAUGCCCCAUGCCCCUUCUCCUCUGCACUGUGGGCUGGCUUCUUUGCAUGUUUUCUCAGUUGCCCUUUUAAAACCUUUUGUCUUCUUGGGAGGGUUCACCAUGAUUGUGAGACAAUACCGAGGGCUCUUGUCACCUUUCAAAACAUUUCUACUUAGUAACCUCUGAAAAAAGACAUGUCUAAGCAUAUUUUCUUCAACCCAUUCUAAUACAAAGAUUACUAAUGCCUUUAAUUGAGACCAUAAGUGACUCAUUUUGGUGAGGUUUUAAAAGUAUACUUUUUUUUUCCCCCAGACUCUCAGGCCAGCUUGACCCAUGCUCUCUGUGCUGUGACUAUAAUGACAAUAGCGAGCCCUUGCCCUGGUUCAGCAUAGUUAGUCCAAGAGCCUUACUAUGCCUUUCACGUGCCUCUGGGCUCUUAGUCCCUUACUGUUUCACAAGCUUUAAUGGGACAGUUGUGGUCACAGGAGAAGGGCAGCCACUGUGGAUGCUCCUGUCAAUCUAUGGAAAGGGCAUAAUCUCUGCUCAUUUACCUGGAGCAGCGCACCAGUCAUGUGCUACUACAAGAAGCAGUCACAACGGAGGGCAGAGAGCAGAUGUGAGUCCAGCCCCACAUUUUCAGACUGCAGCCAGUGCCUCUCACAAGCAGCUAGGGCCACCCUGCUCUCCAGCUUCCACCCAGUCCUGCAUGCCGCACUUGCCUGCUGUGUUGGCGCAGAACCCAGCCAGUACAAAGUCCUCUCCUCUCCUCUUUUCUUCUCUUCCAGCAUUCCCCUCUCUAAAAUGUCAACCAAAGAGAGCCUUCCCUUCCCCCCACCCCACUCCCACCUGCUCUCAGCCCCUUUAGACAGUCUCCUCCCAAUCUCUCGGCAAGGCAUGUCUGUGACCCUAGAGAAUUCAUUUACAGUGCCAUAUGGAACCCUGUAUUUUACACACACACAGCAAACGAUGUUUAGGUUUAUUUAUGAUAUUUGAUGCUGUAAAUGAAAAUAAAUAUGGUUCUUUAUAAAGCUCACCGUUU